This is a messenger RNA of Papilio polytes (common Mormon), 1495 nucleotides long. RefSeq names its product protein disulfide-isomerase A6 (gene CaBP1). Gene Ontology annotation, molecular function: protein-disulfide reductase activity; protein disulfide isomerase activity. The transcript has 8 exons. Gene Ontology annotation, cellular component: endoplasmic reticulum lumen. Gene Ontology annotation, biological process: response to endoplasmic reticulum stress. The record is from RefSeq and is a predicted model, not a curated record. The coding region runs from base 134 to 1405 and encodes 423 amino acids. Lineage: Eukaryota; Metazoa; Arthropoda; Insecta; Lepidoptera; Papilionidae.
CAGAACUUUUUGGUUGUUAUUUGAGUUGAAAAGAUUGACGUGUUUUUCAUUAUAUCGAAGUUAUUGGUGCCGGUUUAAUUAAUCUCUUGGAGCACGUAAUUAUUGUUUACUUGAAGCUAUAAAAUUAACGAUAAUGCUACAAAUCCGCAGUCUAGGUAUUCUCUUAUUUGUCGUGGGGACGUAUGCUUUGUACGACUCCUCGUCAGAUGUUAUAGAAUUGACUCCCAACAACUUCGACAGACUCGUCACAAAAUCUGAUGAAAUAUGGAUAGUUGAAUUUUACGCUCCAUGGUGUGGACACUGUAAAAACCUUGUUCCUGAAUACAAAAAAGCUGCUCGUGCAUUAAAGGGUAUCAUCAAAGUAGGUGGUGUAGAUGCAGAUCAACAUAAAGACUUGGCACAGAGAUAUGGAGUUACCGGGUUCCCAACUAUCAAGGUGUUUUCUGGUAGCAAGCAUACUCCAUACCAGGGUCAGAGGACUGCUGAAGCGUUUGUUGAUGCUGGUAUCAAGGCAGCAAAGGACAAAGCCUAUGAAAACCUUGGGAAGAAGGCUGGUGGUUCUUCUGACAGGUCUGAUGUAAUCACAUUGACCGAUAGCAACUUUAAAGAACUGGUUCUGGAUAGUGAAGAUCUGUGGUUGGUGGAGUUCUACGCCCCCUGGUGUGGUCACUGCAAGAACCUCGAGCCUCACUGGGCCAAGGCAGCUACGGAACUUAAGGGCAAGGUGAAAGUAGGUGCAUUAGACGCGACGGUACACCAGGCCAUUGCCUCGCGAUACCAAGUGCAAGGAUAUCCCACCAUCAAGCUCUUCAAUGCUGGCAAGAAGACAUCCGACUCAGUAGAAGACUACAAUGGAGGCAGGACUUCAAGUGAUAUUGUGGCCUAUGCUAUGGAGAAACUCGCUGAGAAUAUUGCACCACCAGAAAUUAUUCAGGUUGUAAAUGAAGAGACAAUGAAGGUGUGCAGUGAGAAGCCAUUAUGUGUGGUGUCCAUACUGCCGCACAUACUGGACUGCAACGCAGCUUGCCGGAAUGAAUACAUCUCUAUACUGGCACGCCUCGGGGACAAGUAUAAGAACAAGAUGUGGGGAUGGGUAUGGACGGAGGCUGGCGCACAGCCCGCGCUGGAGGCGGCGCUGGAGCUGGGCGGCUUUGGGUAUCCCGCCAUGGCUGUUGUUAACGCAAAGAAACUCAAGUUCUCCACACUCAGGGGAUCCUUCUCGGAGACUGGCAUCAACGAGUUCCUCAGGGAUCUUUCAUUCGGUCGAGGUCAAACAGCGCCAGUGAAAGGAGCGGAGAUGCCAAAGAUCAGUGUCUCCGAGCCCUGGGACGGCAAGGACGGGGAACUGCCUCUGGAAGAAGACAUUGAUCUCUCCGAUGUAGACUUGGAGAAGGAUGAGCUAUAAGUGAUGUAAUUGCCAGUGUUGCCAAUGUGUCCACACGUGUAUACAAAGACAUUUAAGAAGUAUAUAGACUAGGCAUAUUGAACCAAAAAA